AAAAACAAAAACAAAAACUAGAAAUAUAUUUAAUCUAUCUUUUUUUUAAGACAUGGCAUCUUCGCAGAGAAACCAGGAAUACAUCAAGCCGAUAAUUACAGACACCAAACAGGACAUGGAUGACGUCCACCAAGCGUUGGAAAAGCUAAGGGGACUAUCUCAGGAGGAGCGGACAGAGGAAGGGAUGCUGCGCUCCAGAAUAGAUGAGCAGUCUAGCCUGAUCUGCAUGCUGAAGCAGCGGGCUGAUGACAUGCUGCUUCGCUGUCAGGCUCUAGAGCGCGUCAACACCGAGCUGCAGAACCUACGAGUCAACGUGCAGAUGGAGCUGCAGAAUGAACGGGAGAAAUCAGAGCAGCUGGAGCAGAGGUUCAUGGACCUUGCAGCUAAUCACACAGAGCUGAUCAACUUCAAAGAUGAAUACAAGCGUAAGAAUGCCGAGCUGAUAAAGGAGAACAAGAGACUACAAGAGGAGAAUGAAAAGUUGUUCAGCAAAGAGCUGCAGGAUAAAGAGGAAACCAUUCACAAACUCUCCCAAGAGUUGAGUGACCUCAGAGAAAAACACAGACACUCAGAAAAUGAAUACCAGGAUAAAGCAAUUGUUUCUCAGAUGAAACUUAAAGAGUUAAUGGAUGUCCAUCAGAAUAAAGAGGCCUCUUUGCAAGAUAAAUUACACAACACUCAGAAAGAGCUAAAGACUGCAGUGGACAUGCAUGCAGAAAUGGUUUUAAAACUUAAGCAAAGCCAGGAAAGAGGGGCAAUGAAAGAAGGAGAGGCAGAAGAGAGGUUUGAAGCACUUACAAAGGAGAAGGAUGAACUACUGGAACUGUCCAUGCAAAGAGGGAAAAUUAUACAGGAUAAACAAGAGGAAAUUCAAGAGUUAGAAAAGAAGAAGAGUGCGGCAGAAAAUGCUAGACAGGAAGCAGAGGAUAGGUUUGAAAGAGAAGCUGCUGCAGUGAAUGCAGAACUGAGAGUAAAGCAGCUUCAGCAUGCCCUCAACAAAGCAGAGAGGAUAUGCACUGAUCUGAAGAAGGAGUUCGAGACAUAUAAAAAGUACAUCAAUGACUUGCUGGCACAGGAAAAGGAGUUAAAUGCCAAACUUCGCCACAUGAUCAACUGAGCUACAUGUUCCAGCUACAUUUUUCUAAACUUAUCCAUUUUUUUGUCAUGAAAGUGUGUGUGUGUGUGUGUGUGUGUGUGUGUGUGUGUGUGUGUGUGGG
This is a messenger RNA of Ictalurus furcatus (blue catfish), 1217 nucleotides long. RefSeq names its product coiled-coil domain-containing protein 89. Bases 53 to 1117 code for a protein of 354 amino acids. Lineage: Eukaryota; Metazoa; Chordata; Actinopteri; Siluriformes; Ictaluridae. The transcript is spliced from 7 exons. The record is from RefSeq and is a predicted model, not a curated record.